Messenger RNA from Bactrocera neohumeralis, 3763 nucleotides. RefSeq names its product serine/threonine-protein kinase Nek8. Bases 973 to 3513 code for a protein of 846 amino acids. The record is from RefSeq and is a predicted model, not a curated record. Gene Ontology annotation, biological process: protein phosphorylation. Gene Ontology annotation, molecular function: protein kinase activity; ATP binding. The transcript has 16 exons. NCBI's taxonomy places the organism in Eukaryota, Metazoa, Arthropoda, Insecta, Diptera, Tephritidae.
GAAGGCAAUGAUCUGUUAAUGCCUGUCUUUGCGAAGAUUCCGUUUCCAAUAGCACCGUAGUCAAUUACCCCAUAGUGUACAGUAUCAAAACUGAAUAACCAAGCUUAACUGCUUGGAGAAACUUACUAAUGAAGUGUACAUGUAUGUAUGUUCUCAACCUAUAUGAAUUUUAUAAUGUGAACUACGAUAGAGUAAGUACAUACAUAUACAUAUAUGUAUAUAUGUAUAUAUAAUAUUAUGUAUAUCACAGUUCGUAUUACUACUGACUAUGUCUGCUUGAAGUGUGCCACAUACGUAUGUAUAUGAGUUAGUACGUCUUAAAUUAUGUUUACAGCUCAGAGUCUACUACAUACAUACAUAUAGGAAAUCAUUGUUUCUAAAGGACAUAAUUCAUGACCACGUUUAAACAAUCCAUGAAAUACAACGUAAAGCGAUUUGGUGCAUUAGUUAAGUAAAAUUUUACUAGUCGACUUGAAGUAAACUUAAGAUUUAUUUUUAAAAAAUUUACAAUCCACAAUAAAAAUAAUUUCAAUAACAACAAAAUAAAAGCCAUUAACUAAAAUAUUCACGAGGUAAAUAUCAUCAAGUGUACAUUUGUUUACGAUUAAGUGGGUGUUGAAUGAGAUGAGGAAGUAUGUAUGAAAGCCGCUUUUUCACUGCAUUUAUGUAUGUGUAUACUAAGCAUGCAUUCACAAGCCCUACGACUAAGGAUACUUAUUAUUUGUACGUAGAUCCAAAUUAAUAUACACAAUAUAUGAACAUAUAGAUAUUAUUAAAGGCGAAUUGCGAUUUUGACAAAUUUGACAAAUGUUGCUCCGAAGUUGUAUAACAGAUGCCAUUGCUAGGCAACAAAAUUGACCACAACAAUUUCUCUGACCAGUGUCCCUCAAGUAUUGGUGGGUCGUCAUCCAAAAACCAGUCCAGGUAGCGGUGGAUGGACAUGUACAUACAAGCUUCGGAUUGCACAUAAAAAUGAAAAAAAUUAAAGCUAAGGCCAGUUCUUUGCCGAUUUUUAAUGGGCGUAUAUCAGAUUCCUCAGCAUCAAGUAAUUCUUCCAUGAAUGCAUUUGCAUCAAGGUCAAAACAGCGGGCUACAUUUAAUGGAGUCACGCCGCAAAAAAUCUUCACCAUAUCGAACUCCUCAUCUUCGGUAUCAGCAUUAUUGAGAGAUGAAACUUUAAAUAAAAACGGAGGAACACAAAUUUGUAAUACAUCGAUAACCGGUCUCAUGCCCAAGGCACUUGAUUCUUCAAGUAUAAAUCGGAUUAGACUGAGCAAUUAUGAAAAAAUUAAGGUGGUCGGACAAGGCUCGUUUGGAGUGGCGAUAUUAUAUCGACGCAAAUUUGAUAAUCAUCAUAUUGUUUUCAAACAAAUAAAUUUAGCAGAGCUGACGCCAUCCGAAAGAGACUUGGCUAUGAACGAAGUUGAAGUCUUCUCUAAACUCCACCAUCCGAAUAUAAUUAGUUAUUUGGGUAGCUUCAUUAGAGACAACACCCUGCUAAUUGAAAUGGAAUACGCUGAUGGGGGCACCCUGGCUCAAGUUAUAGCGGACCGUCUGAUGAAAGAUUACUUUUCUGAAAGGUAUAUCGUUGCAGUUUUCGAGCAGAUUUCAAGCGCCAUAAAUUAUAUGCAUUCUGAAAAUAUUUUACAUCGAGAUUUGAAAACUGCAAAUGUGUUUUUGAACAAACGAGGAAUUGUAAAGAUCGGAGACUUUGGCAUAUCAAAAAUAAUGAAUACAAAAGUGUUGGCACAAACCGUGUUAGGAACGCCAUAUUACUUCAGCCCGGAGAUGUGCGAGGGCAAGGAGUAUGACCAUAAGAGCGAUAUAUGGGCAUUAGGUUGUAUACUUGGUGAAAUGUGUUGCCUAAAGAAAAGUUUUGCGGCCUCAAAUCUUUCGCAAUUGGUGUCCAAAAUAAUGGCGGGUAAUUAUACUACUAUACCCCCGGGCUAUUCUUCGGGCUUACGCAGUCUCCUAGGCAAUCUUUUGCAAGUGGAUGCUUCACUUCGUCCAAAUGCCUCUGAGAUUUUGGAGUAUUGGAUUCCGCUUAUAUUUAGAAAUUUGGGAAAAAAUAAAGGAUAUUCUUAUAAUGAUGACAUACUUGCAAUGAAUCCCAUUUCAAAUAUCACUUCUGAAGUACAAUUAGCUAAAGAGAGUGUAGAGCUCAGUUUUUGUGGGGAGGCAGGGAAUUCUAAGCAAGCAUUGACAGAGUUCCCAACCGGCCGCACCGAAAGGGAAGUAAUGAAUGCGGAAACUGCCAUACCGAAUGAAAUAAUUUUUAAGCGGUCAGUAUUAUACCAAUUGAAGGCAUUUGGCAACAGCUUCGGCAUGAAUCCUAUACAGUUACCUCCCAAAGCUCGCAUACGCUCAGUGGCUGCUAGUGACUCACAUUUUGUGGUUGUUAAUGAUGAUGGUUCGGUUUAUGCGUGGGGGGAGGGCAUACACGGCCAACUCGGUUCAUCAUCGCUUGAAGGUUGGAAACAUUAUCCCAGUAGAAUGGAAAGCAUUCGGAGCCACCAUAUUAUAAGCGCAUGCGUUGGCGAUGGCUUCAGUAUUCUCUUAACACAAUCGGGUACUGUUCUCAGUUGUGGCGAUAAUUCAAAAUACUCGUUGGGACAUGUCGAAAACAAAAUAUAUCAUACUCCAAAAAGUGUAAUAAAGCUACAAGAUAUACAAAUAGAGAAAAUAGCGGCCGGAACUGAACAUGUGCUUGCUUUGAGCGCCGAUGGUUCGAUCUACGUUUGGGGUACCAGCGCGCAUGGUGCUCUUGGGUUGGGUAAAUUUCAAACACAGCAAAAAACUCCACAAAAAGUUCUACUGCCACAUAUGAAUGGAAAGGCUGAGAAAAUAUUUUGCGGUCCAAAUAUUUCGGCAGUUCUUUUUAAAAACGGAGACUUGUAUGCCUGUGGCUGCAACAAAUACAGGAAGUUGGGGUUUAAAAAAAGCAACAUAACAGCAUUCAAAAAACUAGAACUGCCCCAUAAAAUCCUUACGGCGAGCUUUUCUUCAGUCCAUACCAUUUUAUUAACGGAAAACGGUAGAGUCUACACAAUGGGCCGCAACUCAGAAGGACAACUGGGAGUAGGACAUACCAAUAGUGUUGAGGAGCCAACAUUGGUGAAAUUCAUUGCACACCGUACAAUUAUAAAUUGCAAAUGCAAUGAUCAAGGUACAAUAGUUACCUCUAAGGAUAAUUUUAUAACUUUUUGGGGCACAAGAAAUGGUAUACCGGGCUUUGGAGAAAGUAACAUUAAUAAGUUGCAAGGACAUAACCAAAACUGUACCAAUUCUGAUAUCAACAACAGCACUGUGGCUUUUACAAAUUUCCUUGCCUCGAUUUAUAAAUCUGAGCUACUUUUGAAACCCGUGGACCUUUUGUCUUUGUAUGCAUCUAAGGAGCAACGCGAAAAAGGCUACAAUAUCGAAGUAAGCAAUAUAUAUCUACUGCCGCACAGUGUUUUAGUAUUGGUGGACACAACUACACCGUUGGUAUCCUCUAUGGAAGAGUUACAGUAGUGCAUGAUUAAUGAAACAACAAUAAUUUGAUUACAUUUUACAUUAAUGUAAUUCCUUUUAAUUUUAAUCCAAAUUCACUUAAAUAUAUAAAUAUUCAAUUAAAUAUAAGUGACAAAUGUAUAACAUAUUUUUGAAAUAUGAGAAAACUAAGCAUUACAAAUUAUGAUCAAAAGGCAUUACAAAAUUAUGUUCAAACAUAUGGUCAAGCAUUUUUUCAAUAAUUAUAUUCAUAUUGGUGUUGAAUCUAACA